UCAGGUUGGACACUGUCUCAUUUGUUUCUAUGUUUCAAGAAUACUCGUUGUUGACUUUGCGCUCAAAACAAGCCGGUUUUUCGUUCAAUGAUAACAGACGUUCGGAUUUCUGAAUAUUUCAUUCUUGUCAUAUCUCUAAAACACUGAAGUAAUUCAUUAUCAGAGACAUUUUAAACUAAACAAAUACUAUGCGCGACGCAAAUGCAAACGAACGAACUGCACUCACCACUGGUACUGGUGGUGCAGAUUCAUUCGAAAUUUCCACUAAAGAUCUACAGAAAUUAAUGGACUGUCGUAAAUUGGAGGCUGUUAAAUAUCUUAAUGAAAAAUACGGUGGAGUUGUAGGAUUAUGUCGAUUACUUAAAACAUCUCCACAAGAUGGUUUACAUGAAGAUGAUUUCUCUAAACGUAUUAAUACAUUCGGUGCUAAUGUUAUACCACAACAACGUGCUAAAACAUUUUUAAGAUUAAUGUGGGAAGCUUUACAAGAUUUAACAUUAAUUGUUUUAAUUGUUGCUGCAUUCAUUUCACUUGCAUUAUCACUUUAUAUAAAAUAUGGACAAGCACCAACAUUUGAUGAAUCGGAAGGACAAGCUGGUUGGAUUGAAGGUUUAGCCAUUCUAAUUGCUGUAUUUGUUGUUGUAUUUGUUGUGGCAUUGAAUGAUUGGCAAAAAGAACGACAAUUUCGUGGUUUACAAAAUAAAAUUGAAUCAGAGCAUACAUUUUUUGUUAUACGUAAAGGUGAUACUAAACAAAUUCCUGUAAAAGAAAUUGUUGUUGGUGAUGUAUGUCAAGUGAAAUAUGGUGAUCUCCUACCAGCUGAUGGUAUAGUGAUACAAUGUAAUGAUUUAAAAAUUGAUGAAAGCUCUUUAACUGGUGAAUCGGAUCAAGUAAGAAAAAGUGAAACAAAAGAUCCUGUCCUCCUUUCAGGCACUCAUGUUAUGGAAGGUUCCGGUAAAAUGGUUGUUACUGCCGUUGGACCGAAUUCACAAGCUGGUAUAAUAUUUGCUUUGCUAUCUUCUGGUUCUCAUGAUGAACAUGGUGGCGGUGGUCAAGAGAACAAAAAAGAGAAAAGCAAAACUAAAAAGAAUGGUAAAAAAGGGAAAAAGAACACUAACAAAGUACCAUCUGCUAAUUCCGAUGCUUAUCAAAUGAAAUCAAAGGAGAAUAAAACAAAAACUGAAUCUGAUACAGAACAGACUUCGAAACCGAAGAAAAAACCACGUCGUAAAGAACAAUCUGUGUUACAAGCAAAAUUAACUAAAUUAGCCAUACAAAUUGGUUAUGUUGGUACAUGUGUUGCAAUAGCUACUGUCCUAAUAUUAAUCAUAAAAUUUUCAGUACAUACAUUUGCACAAAAUAAAGAACCAUGGCAAACUGGAAAACAUUUGAAACAAAUAGUUAAUUAUAUUAUUACUGGUGUGACAGUAUUAGUUGUUGCUGUUCCCGAAGGUUUACCACUUGCUGUAACUUUAUCAUUGGCAUAUUCAGUGAAACGUAUGAUGAAAGAUAAUAAUCUAGUUCGACAUUUAGAUGCAUGUGAAACAAUGGGCAAUGCAACAGCGAUUUGUUCAGACAAAACUGGUACAUUAACUACAAAUCGUAUGACAGCUGUUCAAUGUUUCAUUGGUAAUAAACAUUAUAAACGUAUACCGACAGCUUCAGAAUUACCAGAAUCUAUCACCAAUCUCAUAGUAAUGAAUAUAUCCAUUAAUAGUGGGUAUACAUCGAAACUUUUGCCUCCCGAUAUUCCAAAUGCUUUACCUAAACAAGUUGGAAAUAAAACAGAAUGUGCUUUAUUAGGUUUUGUCAAAUCUAUUGGACGUAGCUAUGAAGAUAUACGUACACAAUGGAGUGAAGAACGUUUAUAUAAAGUGUACACAUUUAAUUCAAUACGUAAAUCCAUGAGUACAGUUAUUAAAGAAUCAGAUAAUCCAAUGUCAUUUUUAUUGUUUACUAAAGGUGCUUCAGAAAUGGUUGUUAAAUGUUGUUCUUGGAUGAUGGAUGAACAAAAUAAACCAAGACCAUUCAGUCUACAAGAUCAAGAACGUUUAACUGAAGCAGUGAUUGAACCAAUGGCAGGUGAAGGUCUUCGAACCAUUGGCAUAGCUUAUAAAAAAAUUACAAUAGCUACAAAUUCAAAAAGUCCGAAUGAUAUGAUUGUACAAAGUGAACCGAAUUGGGAUGAUGAAGAACAUUUAUUAGAAGGUCUUACUUUAUUAGGUAUUAUUGGAAUUGAAGAUCCAGUUAGACCAGAAGUACCAGCUGCUAUACGUCAAUGUCAAAAAGCCGGUAUCACUGUACGUAUGGUAACUGGUGAUAAUGUAAAUACAGCACGAUCAAUUGCAAUGAAAUGUGGUAUUAUACAACCAGGUGAAAAUUUUCUUGUUAUUGAAGGUAAAGAAUUUAAUCGACGUAUUCGUGACAAAGCAACUGGUAAAGUUAGACAAGAUUUAUUUGAUCAAGUAUGGAUUAAUUUAAGAGUAUUGGCUAGAUCUUCACCUCAGGAUAAAUACACAUUAGUCAGUGGGAUAAUUAACAGUCGUGCAGCACCGUCACGUCAAGUAGUCGCUGUCACUGGUGAUGGUACAAAUGAUGGUCCAGCGUUGAAACGUGCAGAUGUUGGUUUUGCAAUGGGUAUAGCUGGUACAGAUGUAGCAAAAGAAGCAUCUGAUAUUAUAUUGACAGAUGAUAAUUUUUCAAGUAUUGUUAAAGCUGUUAUGUGGGGUCGUAAUGUAUAUGAUUCAAUUACAAAGUUUUUACAAUUUCAAUUAACUGUAAAUUGUGUGGCGAUUAUUGUUGCAUUCGCUGGAGCAUGCUUUUUAGAUGAUAGUCCAUUGAAAGCUAUACAAAUGUUAUGGGUCAAUUUAAUUAUGGAUACAUUGGCUAGUUUAGCAUUGGCUACAGAACAACCAUCAGUGGAAUUAUUAGAUCGUGCACCAUAUGGACGUACUCAACCAUUGAUCAGUAGACAAAUGGCUAAAAAUAUCUUAGGUCAUUCUUUAUAUCAAUUGGGUGUUAUAUUUUUCUUAUUAUUUUAUGGUUGUUAAUACAGUACCGAAUGCAAUUAUACCAAAAUGUAAAUGUCGUAAACGUAAACGUCCUACAGUUGUCGGUGUUAAUGAAAAUGCAGCUGAUGAAUACAUUAAAGAUGCGAUUGAAGUCGGUGAAGCUGAUGAAGAAGAAGAUGAAAUCUCUCCAUUAUCACUAGGUGGUGCUAAUAUGGGAAUUGGUGGACGUAUUUUAUGGAUUCGUGGUGUAAAUCGUAUUCAAACACAGAUGAAAGUGGUCGAUGCAUUCCGUAUGGGACUUGGACCACAUAUUGAUUUGGAACAACGUAGAAGUAUUGGUUCGUUGGCAUUUAGACAACGUCAAAAUUCUAGUAUUGAAUACGUGGAUGCUGAUGCUCCGGAUGAAUCUUAAUUAUGUUUACUUGUUUAAAUGCGCUUAUCCGUUUAUAUUAGUAUGAAAGCAUGAGCAUCGAUAUUGGUGUCAGCGCUGGAUAUAUUGAUUAAACACUAUACAGAAUUAUACCUUUUUAAUCCAUACUUUAACCUAAUAGAUAGUUGAUCAUAUCAAUUAUUAUAAAGACCUAAACAUAUGCGAAAUUUGUAUUUCUUUCCUCCGUAUAUACAAAAUCUCCCCCUCUCUCUCUCUCUCUCUCUUUCUGAUACACACACAUCCACACAUAAGCUACAACUCUCUACGUUCGUGUGUGUGUGUACGGGUACGUGCUCAAUUUUCUUAUAUAAACGGUAUGUAAUUAGCAUUAUAUUGUUGAUGUUGCCAUUGUCUCUGCUGUUAUUGUCGUUCAUUCUUAUUUUCAUGAAUUGACGAUCCCUCCUUGCAACAUUGAUAUAAUAUAUAUAUAUACAUGUAAUAAUAGACAAUAUGUAUUACAUACAUUUUAUUUUUGCUUUAAGGCAACGUUGUUGUUGUUGUUGUCGUCGUCGUCGUUGUUAUAUUGUCCGUUUGUUAUUUCCUCAAUCUUUCAUCUUCAUUCAGUUCUUCGUUUGUUUGUUUGUUUGUUUGGUCGUUUGCUUUUCUUCAUUCUCUUCUCUCUCUUUUUUUCUUUUUGUUGCUUAUAUUGAUUAUUGUUUCUCUAUUUUGUUUUUCUCUUUAAUAUUUUAUAAAAGAAUUUUAAUAAUGAAUCCUGAUUAAAUAAUUCAAGAGAUUAUUUGUAUUAUUGACAAUGUUACUUUACUUUCUCAUUUGGUUUUAUUCAAUAUUAUUAUUAGUUUUUAAAAAGAAUUUUUUUUAAAUUCUGGCCUAUUAUUAGUAGUAUAUUAAUAGUAGUAUUGUAACAAGGUAUUCAUUGUUGCCUUUUUUUUCUAAGAAAAAACAUCAUCAAUAAUUGAUCCAAUAAUGAUCAUAUUUCUCUUGUCUUUUUUUAUUAAAAUAAACCCGUUUCUUGUUCAUCUAUCUUUAUCUCAUGCAUAUAUAUAUAUAUAUUUGUACAGUGUGUUGUUGUGCAGACUCGAAGCAUGAGAUUUGCUAAUGUUCUGUACUCCCCCCCUCUCUCUCUGUCCCUUUGUGCGUGUGUGUCUAUCUGUCUCCAUCCUUCUCUUUGGAACUACUGCUAAUUUAAUCCGUUUUGAUUUCGUCUAAUCUCUUUUUUUCUUUGAGUAUUCGAAAUACUACUGAUCUAUUUUAUUUACGUAUAUGUUUGUUUACACAAAAUGGAGAUAUAACCAAACAAGACCUGAUUACAUAGUUUCUCCUUUAUAUAUAUAUAUUGUGUGUGUGUGUGUAUUCACUAGUGCCGAUGAACGAUUUGCUUUUUGCUGUCUUUUAUUUUGGCUUCGUUUCCUUAUUUUUUUAAAACAAACAACUUAACAGUAUUCACAAGAAACCAAUGAUAUACGUCAAUAAAUGAAUUUCCUCUUUUUUUUUCUGGUUAACGAAUUUAUUAUUUCACUUCAACAACUAAGUUUUUUCGCGUUACACACCACUCAUACACACACACACACACCCCUUUACAUCAAUUUAGUUACUCUCUAUAUUUUUUUGCUAAUAAGAAAUAAACUUGUGCAUAUGCAAACUGAUAUGCACACAUGCAAGUUGAGUAUGUAUAUUGUAUUCAGUUUGUCUCUAUCGUAUUCAUAGAUACAACUAGUACUACUACUACUACUACUAAUACUAAUACUACUACUUCAGUAAUUCUACUUUUGAAGAGUUAUUCAUCAUGUGUUGUGUUUAUGUUGUGAAAUGAACAAGUCUAAGAUAUUUUCAAGGAAGAAAAAAUCUUUAUCAGAAUUAUUGCAGAAGUGUUUGUUUACUCCCACCGCCACCACCACCAUCCCCUUACACACAGAUUGACAGUAGUUGUCAAUAUGAUGAAUUGAUAUCUCACAAUGUUCAUUUUCUCUUUUACUUAAUUUUUUUUUCUGCUUAAUCAUUUGAUUACCCAUAUUUCCAAUCCUUAUUUACCCCUCUGCCUCUCAUUCAUGUUUACAUGAAGCUGCUUAUGUAUGUAUGUAUGUAUGUAUGUAUGUACGUGUGUUAAUUUGUGUAUAUUCACAUAUUCAAUACAUGUGAACUAGACAUCAUUCAUUCUUCUUUCAAUCUUCAUUAUCCUCAUUUUGUUUUAUCAAUUAUGUAAUAAUGAAGGGGUGGGAUGUUUGUUUAUUAUCAAUCAAUCCCUUCUUCUAAAUGUUAUUAUACCAGGGUUAUCAUAAUUUAAAUGAAUUUUUCAUAAUAAAUAAACUCGAAUUAGUUGCCUUCUUUUUCACAAAUACAAAAAUGCAAUCUAUUUCCAUAUUACAAUUAUGUGUAAUUUUAUAAUGGUGCAUAUUGUACGAUCUUCUUGCUCAAAUACAGGUAUAUAUAGAUAUAGAUAUAGAUAUUGAAUGCGUCAAUAUACCUGUUGUUUAAUGUUUAAUCAUUUGAAUUCAUACUCUUACACUUUACAACCUUCUUGUAUGUGUGUAUAGCACUUGUACUUCUAUACGUUCACAAGAGGUAUUCUAUGUGUGUGUGUGUGUAUGUAUUUGUCUGAGUGAAUGUGUUUUUAUUACAACAUGUUUAUUUCUCCCUCUCCCACCCCCUUUCUUUCUUUCUCUCUCUCUCUCUCUCUCUCUCAAUUCAAUUGUGUUUACAUGUCAUAGUUACAAUAAGGAAAUUCAUUUAUCACACAUCAUUAUUAAAUCAAUAAAGAGAAGUAAACAAUCGAUAAAUGAAAAAAACACACAAUGAAAAUGAAUGGUUAG
Molecule: messenger RNA, 6209 nt
Organism: Schistosoma guineensis
Lineage: Eukaryota; Metazoa; Platyhelminthes; Trematoda; Strigeidida; Schistosomatidae
Source: the annotation of a GenBank genome assembly